AGUGUAGAUUGUUAUUGGUAUGUGUUUUAGCAGAGUGAGUCUUUAAUAACUCUUGAAAUUUAAGUUCUGUCAUCCGUAUACUGAGAAGAGCUCUGUGUACGCUUGAAAGCUUGUCUAUCUUACCAACAGAAGUUGGUCCAAUAAAAGAGAUUACCUCACACACCUUGUCUCUCUAAUAUCCUGGGACCAACAGAUACACCAACGCUGUAUGCACUAAAUUAUGUCAGUCUUCAGCUGUCAAAUCAUACUGAAUUUUUUGCAGUGGGAAAAUAGCCAAUUUCUAAAAUAGGCUGUACUUUUAAAAUUAAUUCUUGUAAUGACCCGAUCGUUCCGUUUUUCUCUUUGAAGAAGAUAAUUUUAGGCUAAGAGUUAGCUGUAUGGUGUUAUAUAAAAUUCAGGCUGUAGUUAAAUAUUAGCAGCUUAGAGGCAAAAAGAAAUCCAAGGGAAGGUUGGGGUUAAUUAUCAUGAUCUGUGGUGUCUAACAUCACAUGUCCUUUUCUGUUAAGUGUAGAUAUUUGCUUGUUUGUAAAUAGGGCAGGUCUCCUGUAUAAAGACAGUGUUUUUAUUCACACCCAACGAACAAACACCUCCACCCACUGUUGUUGUUUAAAAAACUCCAGCUGCUCAUGAAUAUAGGGUCAGAGAGGGCCGCCUAAAUGUUUCUCUGUGCUUUCUCUCCAGCACAGCCAGCAGAGCUGUUUCCUGUUCUUUGUUUCAAGGCUGGGGUUUGCGUCAUACAUUCCAAGUGGCAUAUGUGUGCUCUUUCCUGUUUCAGGCUGUUUUUUUAGUAGACCAGUAGCCCAGUCCAGGCCCCUUGUCACUGCCCUGCAACUCCCAGUCCCCACCCAGUGAGUUAUCAUGUCUCUACACACUCAUGAUUGCUUAAGUUGCCUGUGUUAUGUCAGCAUAAGAAGUCUGAGUUAACCUUUUAACACACACCCUCUACUCCAAUAUAUUUACAUGGGUAAAUAAUGAGUUUCAUUCCCUUUUCUAAAAACUUGUUUGACUCUAAAAAAAAAUUGAGUCUGAGUUCUCCUCUCACCUGUGCCAAUGUAAGUCUGGAAUAAUUCCAUUAAAGUCAAUGGAGUUGCAGUGAUGUAAUACCAGUGCAAGUGAGAAGAGAAUCCAGCCCUAUAUAUUCGUUUAUGUGAAAACCUAUUGGCUUCUCCCCAUGUCGGUUCUGAAGAUGCCACCAUGAUCAUUUUCUGUUCCAGUUUUGAUCAAGAUUAGAAUUGUACCAUUUUUUCUGAAGGGAGGAAAUAUCGUACUGUUACAUGAAUUCAAGGAUCCGCACUCUUCCAGAUUUAAUGCAGGAAAAUGAGACACUAACAACUUUCUUUGGAUUAAAUGGAAAUACAAAUUGUAAGAAAAUUAUUUCAAGUGAAGACACAAGCUAAUAAUUUUGCCCAGGACAACACAGACAUCAGAAGAUUUCACUGAAAAGAUGCUAAUGUUUGAUCCAGUCCCUAUCAAGCAAGAAGCCAUGGAACCUAUUUCAGUGUCAUACCAGUCCAAUUACAUGGACCAAAUGAAGCCAAACAAAUACAGUGUCAUUUAUCCUACCCCAAAUAUGUUGCACAAUAAAUUCUAUCAAACCCCAGAAGGACUAUCUAAUGGAAUCCAAAUGGAGCCAGUUGACCUUACAGUGAAUAAACGAAGCUCACCACAUUCAGCUGGAAGUUCUCCUUCUCCUCUGAAAUUUCAGACUGUACAUAGAAGAGCCUCACCUGGAUUAACUUUGUCCUCACCCAGCCCACCUAUGAAAAAAUUCACCCCACCACCUCCCCCAGGAGUUCAACCUUUUUCCAUGCCAUUAACAAUCCCUCCAGUAAUGGCUGCUCUUUCACGCCCUGGACUUAGGAGCCCUGGGAUACUUCCAAUUAUACAGCCACUUGUGGUCCAACCUGUUCCUUUUAUGUAUGCUCCACAUCUCCAGCAACCUAUAAUGGUGUCUACUGUUCUUCCAGAAGAGUUGGAAAAUCCAAGUAGCAUGCAAGUGCCUGUAAUUGAAUCUUAUGAGAAGCCCACAUUAAAGAAAACAAUCAAAGUAGAACCAGGAAUUGAAUCCCCAAGACCCGAGUUCUAUCCUGAACAAAUGUCUCCUCCAAUGAUGACCUCCUUGUCUCCUCAGCAAAUAAUGUUGCAAGAGAAUCACCCUUCAGUUAUAGUUCAGCCGGGAAAGAGACCUUUACCUGUGGAAUCUCCAGACACACAAAGGAAACGCAGAAUACACAGGUGUGAUUACGAAGGUUGCAACAAGGUCUAUACUAAAAGCUCCCACCUAAAAGCACACAGAAGAACGCAUACAGGUGAAAAGCCAUACAAGUGCACCUGGGAGGGAUGCACGUGGAAGUUUGCUCGUUCUGAUGAACUAACACGACAUUUCCGUAAACAUACCGGAAUCAAACCCUUCCAGUGCCCGGACUGUGACCGUAGUUUCUCACGCUCGGACCAUCUUGCUCUCCACAGGAAACGCCAUAUGCUAGUCUGAAUGUCUCUUGUCCCUCAGCUGCCCAUCACACUUUCUUUUUGUAUGUGCAUUUUAAUUUGGAUUCAGCUGGUCUGAAUCUCUGCGCUUACACAAUUAAAAGCUUCCAUAUGGUCAGUAAUAGAUGUUAUCUAACCUUGCUAUGUCCUUGCCACGGGUCAGACCUAAAGAAUGUGAACAUUUUUUUUUCUAGGGAUGCUAAGCAAACCCUUCCUGCAGACAGUAUGUGUAAUGUAUUCCUUUGUGAAUAAGGGAAUUUGUAAACUAGCAACUUUGUUGGUUUUGCCAUAUAAUCAGCCAGCAUAAAUUGAUCAACGAGUAAAUGUUAUUGAAUAUCCAGUCCUUGCCAGAGACUUUAUUUACGAGCCCUGCAAAGGAUACACUCUCCUUUUAUGCUCAACAGUGCAAUGAAUGGACUUUCCAACAUUGCUGGUUACAGCAGCAAGUUUAAAGCAACACUUUUAGAAAGACACCUUCUCACUGUAGAAAUCCCCUCUGCCAAGACAGUGAAUGACACUGUAAUAACUAACUAAGCAAAGUACUCUCUUUACAUCAUGAAAGAUUAAAUGAUAGCUGAUUUGGACUAAAUGAAUAAUAUUUGAAGAAUCAUCAGCAGAAAUUGGUGUAUACACAUGAUUGUGCCUCUAAACCAACGUCACCUAUCUUUUGUAUUAUACUGUAGUACAUGAGCUUAUGUUUAUUGCAUGAUGCCUCGGUAGAUGCCUUAAGUGUGUGAUUCCUGUGUGACACUAUCUCUGUUUUGUGUGCAGCCGUAUAGGUGGAACACACGGUACUCCUAUGCCAUGACAUGAAAUUAUUUUCACAGAGACCUACCAUACCUCAUUUCAGGGGUAAAGAUGUAUCCCUCGAUAAUCACUCCCCUGUGUUUCCUGUUCUUUAAAAACUUCAUCAUACCUCAAAAGCAGCAGUUGUCAUAUCAAAAUGCUCAAAACUGUACCAUUGGUGGAAGUAAGUGCCAAUUUGAUACACUACAGUAUUUAAAUUUUAGUUCACAAGAUUUUUUUGAUGGCAAAAGGCUAAAUGGCAUCCAAUAGGAAGCACUUCCUGUGAGAAAUUGAGUUGUGUAAAUGUCUCAAAUGAAGAGAGUAGGCUUGAUAAGCCAUUUAAUGACUCUGUGAUUUGAUUUGUGGCUCUGUUGGUUUCUUGAUGCUAGGUGGACCAAGAGAUCCCAUGGAUGUGCUUGUAUUAACAAAAUUGAGUCAGAAAGGUUCAACUCCCAGUUUCAGUUAACAAAAUAAAAUAAAUACCCAAGUAAAACAACCUAAAGUUUGGUGCUAAAUCUGUUCCAGAACUUUGGAGGUGUUAACUGCAUUAAAAGGGAGGUUCCUGCAUUUAUUAGUUGGCUGCUUUUGUGACACCACAAGGAAACAAGAUGUAUUUGUCUAGACUGUUAUGUCCCACAAUGUUUUUUGUUCAGUUCAUUAUGCAAUCAGGUAUAGUUCCUGCAAUAUGAAAAUGUCAUAGUCAAAUUUUCACCUCAUGGAAAAACCCACUGGAAAGGAAAAUAUCUGCAUGCUGCCCUCUAUGGGAAGGAAUUUGAGAGCCUGUGACGCAGGAAGUGUUCAUGACCUUAAACACUGGACACCUGGAAAAUCCUGCAUAUCCAAGAGUUGCUGUGCCAGUUUACUCUCUUGGCAGUGUGGUUACAUCUACCUGACAUCCACAGCUGCUCCCCUCUGUCAGCAAAACUGGCAGGAAGGGGAGCGUCUCUAGUAGUAUAAAUAUAGGCCAAUGUAUAGACAUUUGGGAGGGUAAAGAAUAAAUUUAUAUCUUACAGCUGUCUGAACUUUAAUGCCAAGUGUCAGAGUAAUUGGGGAUAUUUUCACUUAUUGUACAGAAAAGUGCAAAGGGUGCUUCUGACAUAAAAUAUGAAGUAUUUUCCCUGCUCUAAAAUUAACAUUCAUAUACUAACAUAUGGAACUGGGUAUCCAUUUAUCUAAGGCAGCGGUUCUCAAUCAGGGGCCUGGGGCCCCCUGGGGGUCCAUGUGCAGGUUUCAGGGGUUCCCCCCAAGCAGGGCAUUAGACUCGCUGGGGCCCAGGUCAGAAAGCUGAAGCCUCACUGCAUGGGGCUGAAGCCCGACACCUUAAUCCCCACCACCCGGGGCUGAAGCCAAAGCCAGCUUCACAGGGGUC
Trachemys scripta elegans is the source of this 4642-nucleotide messenger RNA. RefSeq names its product Kruppel like factor 3 (gene KLF3). The record is from RefSeq and is a predicted model, not a curated record. Gene Ontology annotation, biological process: regulation of transcription by RNA polymerase II. Bases 1445 to 2491 code for a protein of 348 amino acids. Lineage: Eukaryota; Metazoa; Chordata; Testudines; Emydidae. The transcript is spliced from 7 exons. Gene Ontology annotation, molecular function: RNA polymerase II cis-regulatory region sequence-specific DNA binding; DNA-binding transcription factor activity, RNA polymerase II-specific.